AUGGGGCGGAUACGCUGGCUCGAUGGCCUCCAGGGUAUCGCCGCCAUUGUGGUUGCCUUCAAUCAUUACUUCAACGGCGAGAUCCAGGCGCCGUUUCGGUCUUUUUGGGAUGAUCCGCCAGAGAACAACCGGCUGGUCUUCCAACUGUUCCCGAUUCGCCUCAUCUUCGCCGUCUACGGAAUGGUACCAUUCUUCAUGGUUAUCGCCGGCUAUGCAAUGUCAGCCAAGUUCCUCAGACUGAGCUACACCGCAGGAUCAGAGAUAUUCUUGUUUCAUCAUCUCCAGACAGCCGCCAUCCGCAAGUUCCUCCGCAUAUACCUCCUAGUCUUAGCACUGGCAGUCCUGUCACAGCUUCUCUAUUUCUGCGGACUUUUCAACUGGAACUUCCCAGACAAUGUGCUCCGUGGCACCAAGCCGUGGAAAUCCCCUAGAGAACAUGUUUUAUAUGUGGCGCGAUAUCUCCUGGACAACAUGGACAUAGUCAUCUUCCAGUGGAAUGAGGGUCAUAAUGGGCAAGUAUAG
Exophiala spinifera is the source of this 522-nucleotide messenger RNA. RefSeq lists its product as uncharacterized. Gene Ontology annotation, molecular function: acyltransferase activity, transferring groups other than amino-acyl groups. The record is from RefSeq and is a predicted model, not a curated record. The transcript has a single exon. Lineage: Eukaryota; Fungi; Ascomycota; Eurotiomycetes; Chaetothyriales; Herpotrichiellaceae. The coding region runs from base 1 to 522 and encodes 173 amino acids.